This is a messenger RNA of Gryllus bimaculatus (two-spotted cricket), 1791 nucleotides long. The record is from the annotation of a GenBank genome assembly. Lineage: Eukaryota; Metazoa; Arthropoda; Insecta; Orthoptera; Gryllidae.
GAGGGUGCAGUUAUCCAGGUCUUGAGUCAAGUUAAUUCUGACUGGCUGUACGGGGAGUAUCAAGGAAACAGAGGGCAAUUUCCUGCUUCGUUCGUUGACCACGUACCUGCUGGGUUACCUCAACGUAAACCAUAAAUUAGGGCUUGGAAAUUGAAAUGAAUGGUGCCACUUAGUUAUAUCAAAAAACUUUCUCAUGCACAUUAUGAGAAGUUUUACACAAUGUCCUCCAAACGUAGGUUUAAGAGUAUCAUCUUGCGCAAAGUGAUAUAUUUCGAGAACAUAAUUGCAUAAAUGUAUAAUAAUUUUCCAUGUACAUUUUGUGAUAAGAUUUUUAAGAUAUGUUAAGUUCUCGAAGUUAUUUAUGUGAUAUAUUUAAUUGUAUGCUUAUGUAAAUCAUGUUAUUUAGUCAUUGUACCUUAAACCAUUGGUUAUUAUAUGUAGAAAGUGUUAUGAUAUCCUGGUGAACAAUUUUUUGUUUGUUUUUGUAACUUGAAAAGGCAAUUAUGGUGUUCUACAGGUUGUAAGUAUAUCACAUUUUGUAGGCUCAGUGAAGUGAACACUUCUCAAUAAGAAUUACAUUAUGUAUUAAACAUACCUUUUAUGAUAAUCAUUUAUGAUAAAGCAAACUCUUGUAAAAUUAUCUUUGUACAAUAUUGCAUAUUGAACUGAUAAUAUUCCAUUUUAUAUGAAGGAGCUAUUAUACAUUAGUUUUUACUUAUAUACAAGUUUGUAUGUAUGUAGUUCUCAGGAUCAAAUAGACUCGAGUAUUUUACAAAUAUUAAUACCAUUUUACAUUUUCAUAUCUCAUUUUCAAUUAAAGUACCACAAUUGAGGUAAAAGGUUUUUCAUUCUAAAUAACAAUGGCAACGACUCAGUAAUUAAAUAUGGAGAUUGGAUAAUUCUCCUUACAAUAUAUUGCAGUCAAUAUCACCAAGCAAGGCAAAUUACAUUUUAAGAAAAUUACAUUCUUCAAAUUCUUUUAAUUCUUGUACAGAUUUGUGCCUAAACAUAUUUCACACUUUUUAAGAUUAGCAAAUAAUAAACACAUUUUUACAAAAUUUUCUAUGCUCUUGGGAUCAGUUUUGUAAGAAAUGAAGAGGAAAAUUAACAUGACUGAUUAAGUGCCUAAACAGAACUUGGUACUAAUUUGUAUCCAUCAUGUUCCAUAUCCAGUAGAGCUUUGAACAUUCGUACUGACUAUUUAGGUUAAGUGUAUUCUAUAGUGAUAAUACAAAAAAGCAUAAUAAUGUUUUAGGUUUGUAAUUUUGUUUUACAAUUGUUAAGUUUUAAUUAUUGAAUUGUUACUUUAUUUAACAGGCAGUAUUUGUGUAAUUAAUAGGAAAUAAUAUAAAUAAGGGUGUAUUAAUGUUACUUUAUGCUGUGAAUUUCUCUCUUUCGUGAUAUUUAGACACUUGUAGGAAAUAUUUGUUUGUAUUAUUUCUAAUAUAAUUUAUUGAAGUCAAAUAUAAUAUAUGAUCAAUUAAUGAUAUUAUCAAACGAAAUAUUAAACCAAUGAAAAGGUGAGCUUAACAAGACACACUAAUUAAUCUUAUUGGAGGUAGACCAUUGAGCUGGGAGCUCCUUGAUUAGAUCUCGUUUUGAAAAACAAAAUUAUAUACAAAGUAUUUGUAUCAUGAAUUUUUUAUUUUAUUUGUAUAUAAUGGUUGUCAUUCACUGGAAUGUGUUUGAAGAUGUAUAUAUUUAUAUUAUGUAGUAAACUGUAAUUAUAUGUAUAUUAUGAUAAAAAAGUGGAUUGUUCAAUAAACUGAAUAUGUAAUACUAUUUGGUAUA